Messenger RNA from Marmota flaviventris (yellow-bellied marmot), 3375 nucleotides. The record is from RefSeq and is a predicted model, not a curated record. Lineage: Eukaryota; Metazoa; Chordata; Mammalia; Rodentia; Sciuridae.
AUGUGUGACGGCGCCCUGCUGCCUCCCCUGGUCCUACCCUUGCUGCUGCUGCUGUUUUGGGGUCUGGAUCCGGGCACAGCUGUAGGCGACGCGGCGGCCGACGUGGAGGUGGUGCUCCCGUGGCGGGUGCGCCCCAGCGACGUGCACCUGCCGCCACUGCCAGGAGCUCCGGGGCCCCGACGGCGGCGGCGUCCUCGCGCACCCCCAGCCGCCCCGCGCGCCCGGCCAGGAGAACGCGCCCUGUUGCUACACCUGCCGGCCUUCGGGCGCGACCUGUACCUGCAGUUGCGUCGCGACCUGCGCUUUCUGUCCAGCGGCUUCGAGGUGGAGGAGGCGGGUGCAGACCGGCAGAGCGGACGCCCAGCGGAACUGUGCUUCUACUCUGGCCGCGUACUCGGCCACCCAGGCUCCCUGGUCUCGCUCAGCGCUUGUGGCGCCGCCGGCGGCCUGGUCGGCCUCAUCCAGCUUGGACAGGAGCAGGUGCUAAUCCAGCCUCUCAGCAAUUCCAGUGGUCCCUUCAGUGGACGAGAGCAUGUGAUCAGACGCAAAUGGACCUUGACACCCAGCCCAACUGCCGAGGCCCAGGUACCUGGGCAGUUCUGCAAGGUUCUAACAGAAAAGAAGAAGCCCAGAAAGGGCAGGCUGUCCCGGGACUGGCGGGAGCGGAGGAACGCUAUACGGCUUACCAACGAGCACACGGUGGAGACCCUGGUGGUGGCUGAUGCUGACAUGGUGCAGUACCACGGGGCAGAGGCUGCCCAGAGGUUCAUCCUCACUGUCAUGAACAUGGUAUACAAUAUGUUUCAGCACCAGAGUCUCGGAAUUAAAAUCAACAUUCAAGUUACCAAGCUUGUCCUCCUACGACAACGUCCUGCCAAAUUGUCCAUUGGGCACCAUGGUGAGCGGUCCCUGGAGAGCUUCUGUCAUUGGCAGAAUGAGGAAUAUGGAGGUGCGCGGUACCUCGGUAACAAUCAGGUUCCAGGAGGGAAGGACGAUACACCCCCUGUGGAUGCUGCUGUAUUUGUGACCAGGACAGAUUUCUGCGUUCACAAAGAUGAGCCGUGCGACACUGUUGGAAUUGCUUACUUAGGAGGUGUGUGCAGUGCUAAGAGGAAAUGUGUGCUUGCCGAAGACAAUGGUCUCAAUUUGGCCUUUACCAUCGCUCAUGAGCUGGGCCACAACUUGGGGAUGAACCAUGACGAUGACCACUCAUCCUGUGCUGGCCGGUCCCACAUCAUGUCGGGCGAGUGGGUAAAAGGCCGGAACCCCAGUGACCUCUCUUGGUCCUCCUGCAGUCGAGAUGACCUUGAAAACUUCCUCAAGUCCAAAGUCAGUACCUGUUUGCUGGUCACAGACCCCAGGAGCCAGCAUGCAGUGCGCCUCCCUCACAAGCUGCCAGGCAUGCACUACAGCGCCAAUGAGCAGUGCCAGAUCCUGUUCGGCACCAAUGCCACCUUCUGCAAAAACAUGGAGCAUCUGAUGUGCGCUGGACUGUGGUGCCUGGUAGAAGGAGAUACGUCCUGCAAGACCAAGCUGGAUCCUCCCCUGGAUGGCACCGAGUGUGGGGCAGACAAGUGGUGCCGUGCUGGGGAGUGUGUGAGCAAGACGCCCAUCCCGGAGCAUGUAGAUGGAGACUGGAGCCUGUGGGGUUCCUGGAGCAUGUGCAGCAGGACAUGUGGGACAGGAGCGCGGUUCCGGCAGAGGAAAUGCGACAACCCGCCCCCUGGACCUGGAGGCACACACUGCCUGGGUGCCAGUGUGGAGCAUGCCGUCUGCGAGAGUCUGCCCUGUCCCAAGGGUCUGCCCAGCUUCCGAGACCAGCAGUGCCAAGCACACGACCGACUCAGCAGCAAGAAGAAGGGCCUGUUGGCAGCAGUGGUGGUUGAUGAUAAGCCAUGUGAGCUCUACUGCUCACCCCUUGGGAAGGAGUCCCCGCUGCUGGUGGCUGACAGGGUCCUGGAUGGCACUCCCUGUGGACCUUACGAAACUGACCUCUGCGUGCACGGCAGGUGCCAGAAAAUCGGUUGUGAUGGCAUCAUCGGGUCUGCAGCCAAAGAGGACAGGUGUGGUGUCUGCAAUGGGGAUGGCAAGACCUGUCGCGUGGUAAAGGGUGACUUCAGCCACUCUCGGGGGACAGGUUAUAUCGAAGCUGCCGUCAUUCCUGCUGGAGCUCGGAGGAUCCGGGUGGUGGAAGAUAAACCUGCUCACAGUUUUCUGGCUCUCAAAGACUCCAGUAAGAGAUCCAUCAACAGUGACUGGAAGAUAGAGCUCCCUGGAGAGUUCCAGAUUGCUGGCACGACUGUCCGCUAUGUGAGAAGGGGCCUGUGGGAGAAGAUUUCUGCCAAGGGACCAACCAAAUUACCGCUGCAUUUGAUGGUGCUGUUAUUUCAUGACCAGAAUUAUGGAAUUCAUUACGAAUACACCAUUCCUGUAAACUACACCGCUGAAAAUCAAAGUGAACCAGCAAAGCCACAGGACGCUUUGUUCAUCUGGACCCACAGCGGCUGGGAAGGGUGCAGCGUGCAGUGUGGAGGAGGGGAACGCAGAACCAUCGUGUCAUGCACACGAAUAGUUAAUAAGACCACGACUCUGGUGAAUGACAGUGACUGCCCUCAAGCCAGCCGCCCUGAGCCCCAGGUCCGAAGGUGCAAUACACACCCAUGCCAGUCACGGUGGGUGGCAGGCCCAUGGAGCCCCUGCUCAGCCACCUGUGAGAAGGGCAUCCAGCAUCGGGAGGUGACCUGUGUAUUCCAGCUACAGAAUGGCACACAUGUCACCACACGGCCCCUCUACUGCCCAAGCCCCCGACCAACACCAGUGCAGAGCUGCGAAGGCCAGGACUGCCUGUCCAUCUGGGAGGCAUCAGAGUGGUCACAGUGCUCUGCCAACUGUGGUAAAGGGACACGGAAGCGAACUGUGACGUGCACCAACUCACAAGGGAAAUGCGAUGCAUCCACAAGGCCGAAAGCCGAGGAGGCAUGUGAGGACUACUCAGGCUGCUAUGAGUGGAAGACGGGGGACUGGUCUAAGUGCUCAUCCACCUGCGGGAAGGGGCUGCAGUCCCGCGUGGUACAGUGCAUGCACAAGGUCACCGGGCGCCAUGGCAGUGAGUGCCCCACUCUCUCGAAGCCGGCAGCCUACAGACAGUGCCACCAGGAGGUCUGCAAUGACAAGAUCAACGUGAACACCAUCACCUCCCCUCGUCUUGCUGCUCUGACAUACAAAUGCACACGGGACCAGUGGACGGUGUAUUGCCGGGUCAUCCGAGAAAAGAACCUCUGCCAGGACAUGCGGUGGUACCAGCGCUGCUGCCAGACAUGUAGAGAUUUCUACGCGAACAAGAUGCGCCAGCCGCCUUCUCCGCCAAGCUCAUGA